Messenger RNA from Selaginella moellendorffii, 2484 nucleotides. RefSeq names its product pentatricopeptide repeat-containing protein At4g33170-like. NCBI's taxonomy places the organism in Eukaryota, Viridiplantae, Streptophyta, Lycopodiopsida, Selaginellales, Selaginellaceae. The coding region runs from base 1 to 2484 and encodes 827 amino acids. Gene Ontology annotation, biological process: RNA modification. The transcript is spliced from 2 exons. The record is from RefSeq and is a predicted model, not a curated record. Gene Ontology annotation, molecular function: protein binding; RNA binding.
AUGCUUCUUCCGCUGCAAGAGGGGAGGGGCAUUGCCAUCGACGCAGAGGAGUUUGGGGCUCUUGUGUCAAGAUGUGGCAGAUCCAAUGCCCUGGAAGCAGGCAAGCGCUUGCACGCUCUGAUCGCGCAGCUGCGAUUCCAUGGCCGACAUUCGCCUACCAGGAUCGGUAAUCUUCUCGUGGACAUGUAUGGCAAAUGCGGCAGCGCGCACGACGCGCGCACAGCAUUUGAUGCCAUCGCCGACAAGAACGUCUUCUCUUGGGGCUUCUUGAUCGCGGCCUAUGCUAGCACGGAUGAGAGAUUUAAGGUUCUUGGGGAGAUGUGCUUGGAGGGAGUGAAACCGGACAAGGUGGUGUUCCUUAGACUGGUGAGGUCUUGCUUGACGCUGGAGCAUGGCAACCUUGUUCGAUCGCUCCUCGAGGAGUGUGGGCUUAGCAGGGAUUUGCAGAUUGCCACAGAGCUUUUGAGGAUGUAUGGAUCACUGCAGGAAGGCCGAAUGGCUAGAAAUGUUUUUGAGAGUCUUGGACAGAAAGAUCUGGUGGCCUGGAACGCGAUGAUCGAUGCUCAUGCCCAGUGCGGGCAAUGCAAAGAGGCAUUUGCAAUUUACGAGAGGAUGCCUUUGCAAGCGGACAAAGUCACCUACACGACGCUUCUUUCAUGCUGUGACGAUCUGGGCGAUGGAGAAGAGAUACAUGCUUGUGCAGUGAGUGAUGGGAUCGAAUGGGACGUUGCCAUGUCCACUGCAUUGGUGCGUUGCUACGGUCGCUGCGGAAAUCCAGAGAAAGCAGUGGCUGUGUUUGAGAAUUUCUCAGGGAACAAGGACGUGGGGAUGUGGACUGCGAUGAUCCUCUGCCUCUCUCAGAACCAAAAGAUCACGGAAGCAAUUCAAGUUUUCCGAGAGAUGGAACAGCAAGGUUUCCGAGCAAGCAGCUUUACGUUGGUUGCUCUCCUUCAGGGAUUGUCGAGCUCUUCGAAGUCUGGGUUUAGCACAGGCAUGAUAAACACGAUCAGCUCGAGAGCCAUGGAGUAUCUGUGUUCUACUGGAGGAGAUGUUUCGACCAGGGACGAUCUAGUUGUUGCUACAGCACUGGUGAAAUGCUUUGGAAGUCACGCGAGAAUCAAUGAAGCUGAGGAGGUGUUUGAGAGAUUUCGACUCUGUAGAUUCGACUUGGUGCUCUGGAAUGCCAUGGUAUGGGCUUAUGCCGAGACCAGCCAUCCUGAAGAAGCUCUGUUCGUGCUGAAAAAGAUGGAUCUGGAAGGUGGUAAGGCUGAUACGUUCACGUUGGCGACUGUUUUAACUGCGUGUGCUACCAGUUGCGAGCAUGCAUUGCUACAAACGAGCUUUCUUCAUGAUCGAGCGACCAGUUUGGGGCUUGGAUCCGAUCCAGUCGUGGUAGCAGCACUUAUCAACUCGUACUCCAAGUCCCAGAGGCUCGGCCUUGCGAGGAGCGCUUUCGAAGGACUACCGACAGACAAACGAGAUGCAGUGGUGUGGAGCUCCAUGAUCAUGGGAUAUGCAAGAUCAGGCCACAUCCAAGACGCUCUGGAGAUCUUCUCCAAGAUGGAUCAUCCGGACAAGAUCACAAUCGCGCAGGUGCUGGAUGCCUACGCGGACCUGGCAUGCCUCAGCCAGUGCAAGGCCGCUCAUCGGGAUUUCGUGUCGCCAAACCAAGAGCUCGAGUCGGAGACAAUGGUGGCGAACGCUCUUGUACACAUGUACGCGAAGUGUGGGAGCCUGGACGAGGCCAGGAGAGUUUUCGACAGGAUGAGUUUGCAGUCCAGGAACAUCGUCUCGUGGACUGCCAUGAUCUCGGCUUACGCCCAGCACGGCCGGAGCUCCGAGUCGAUGGAACUGUUCCAGAGGAUGCAGCAGCGAGGAGUGGAGCCGAAUCAAGUGACUUUCAUCAGUAUCUUGAGCUCUUGCAGCCACUCGGGCUUGAUCGAUCAUGCAGCGUACUGUUUCUACAGCAUGGAGCAAGAUCACAGCUUGGUGGCGUCCCAGAGUCAUCUGGUUCAUAUGGUUGAUCUUCUCGGACGGGCUGGGAUGCUCAAGCACGCACAAGAGAUUGGGGAGUCUAGCUCUUCUCGCAAAAGCGAGGAAUUGCUUCCGUGCGCGAUGGUGGAGAGCUUGCUUGGAGGAUGCUACACGCAAGGAGACCGAGAGAUGGCCUCCAAGAUUGUGGGAAGAGCGCUAGAAUCUCCCUCGGCGAGCACGGACAUUGCGAUCGAUGCGGUGGAGUUUGGGGCCCUUGUGUCGAAAUGUGGGACGCAUGCAAGCGCGGCUGCAAUUCCAUGGCCGCCACUCGCCCACCAGUAUCGGCAAUCCUCUGGUGGACAUGUAUGGCAAGCGCACGACAAGCGCGGGGCAUUCGAUGCCAUCGCCGACAAAAACGUCUUCUCUUGGGGCUUCAAGAUUGCGGCCCAUCCUUGCAGCGAGGAGGUGGAUGAAGCCGGACACAAGGUAGCGUUCGUUAGCCUGGUGUAA